UUGAUAAUGCCAAUCUCUUUAGGUUAUGUAACAAUAAUUUAUCACGUUUUAAUUCAUAUUGCUAUUAACACAUAGUAGAUUUAAUUCGACGAAAUUAUUUGACAUUUAUUCAUAAAAUAUGGUUCGUGCAUGGUACAUGGAUGACAGUGAUGCUGACCAAAGAUUAGAACACCGAAAGGAAUCUUCUGAUCUUGUAUCAAUGGCUAACUUGUAUGCAGUAACUGGUGUAGAAUAUUUUAAGGUGGAUCACAAAAAUCACUUAAAUGAUUCUACAUUGAACGAAUUGAAAGAAAAACGUGGAUAUACUUAUGAAGAUGAAAUAACAUGCUCGAAAGAAUGUCUCGCUAAUUACGAAGAGAAGUUGAAGAAUUUCUUUGCUGAACAUCUUCAUACGGAAGAAGAAAUACGUUUAGUUUUGGAUGGAUCAGGUUAUUUCGAUGUAAGAGAUAAAGAUGAUCAAUGGAUUCGUAUUGAAGUUGAAGCAGGAGAUUUGAUUAUUAUUCCCAGUGGUAUAUAUCACAGAUUUACUUUGGAUACUAAAGAUUAUAUACAAGCUAAAAGAUAUUUUAUUGGAAAACCUGUAUGGACACCUUAUAAUAGACCAGCUGAUAAUAUGAAUUGUCGUCAACAAUAUCUUGAACAAUUAAAAAGUGGCUUUAAGUCCAAUUAAAAGAUUCAUACUCUAUUAUGCAAGUUAUACAUGCAUUUCAAGGAAAAGAUUUACUAAUUUUUAUUUUUAUAUGCAUAUAUAUAUAUAUUAUCUAGAAGUAUGAAUCACAUAAUAAACACCUUCAACUAUUAGUGAUUACCGUUAUAUUAUUUCUAUAUUUCAUUUUAUUUUGGAUUAUAUACAUACAUACAUACAUAUCAAAUAUAUACACGAAAUACUGAUUAAACUUUUACAAAAGAUUUCAAAUAAAGGUCCACAUUC
Messenger RNA from Polistes canadensis, 931 nucleotides. RefSeq names its product 1,2-dihydroxy-3-keto-5-methylthiopentene dioxygenase (gene Adi1). The record is from RefSeq and is a predicted model, not a curated record. Gene Ontology annotation, molecular function: acireductone dioxygenase [iron(II)-requiring] activity. Lineage: Eukaryota; Metazoa; Arthropoda; Insecta; Hymenoptera; Vespidae. The transcript is spliced from 4 exons. The coding region runs from base 119 to 670 and encodes 183 amino acids.